Teleopsis dalmanni is the source of this 908-nucleotide messenger RNA. RefSeq names its product prickle planar cell polarity protein 3-like. Bases 81 to 908 code for a protein of 275 amino acids. NCBI's taxonomy places the organism in Eukaryota, Metazoa, Arthropoda, Insecta, Diptera, Diopsidae. The record is from RefSeq and is a predicted model, not a curated record. The transcript has 4 exons. Gene Ontology annotation, molecular function: zinc ion binding.
UUAUAUUAGUUUAAAAAACAUUUAAAAGUAUUUAAAGUGUUUAAAUUAAUUUUAUUAUAAAACAAAAAAAAGGGAAAAGAAUGUCUCCAACAAAGGAUAAUAUUAGCACCACUUUAUCACGACGUCCACGUGAGGAAUUCGCAGAAACGGGUGUCAUUAUUCGUGAGGUGGAAGAUGGAGUACGUUGUGAACGUUGCAAAACAAAUUGUCCUGGAUUUGCGGCGCACGAUUGGAGAAAAACUUGCCAAUCCUGCAAAUGUCCCCGCGAAGCACAUGCAAUUUACCAACAGCAAACCACAACAGUGCAGGAACGUUUGGGUUUCAAAGUAGUAUCACCUGCAGAUUCUGGUGUAGAACCACGCGAUCUAGGCUAUACAUGGGUACCACCAGGUAUACGCGCCUCAUCGCGUAUUAAUCGUUACUUUGAACAAAUUCCACAAGAUAAAAUACCUAAAAUUGGAACUGAAGGCGCACGCUAUCGUGAACAACAGAUCUCAUAUCAAUUACCGAAACAAGAUCUAUCGCUGGAGCAUUGUAAACAUUUAGAAGAACAGCAUGAAGCUUCAUUUGAAGAUUUUGUAACUGCACGAAAUGAAAUUGCCUUAGAUAUAGGUUAUAUAAAGGAUGCACCAUACGAUGAGCAUUGCGCACAUUGCGAUGGUGAAAUUGCAACUGGAGAAAUGGUUGUGGCUGCGCCGAAAUUUGUGGAGAGUGUUAUGUGGCAUCCACGUUGUUUUACUUGCAGCACGUGUAACGAAUUAUUGGUGGAUUUGACGUAUUGUGUCCAUGAAGAUAAAAUCUAUUGUGAACGUCAUUAUGCGGAAAUGUUAAAACCACGCUGUGCUGGCUGUGAUGAGGUAAGCAUUUUAUAUAAAACUUAUUACCGUUUUGUACUAUCACUAUUUUAA